Molecule: messenger RNA, 414 nt
Organism: Ziziphus jujuba (common jujube)
Lineage: Eukaryota; Viridiplantae; Streptophyta; Magnoliopsida; Rosales; Rhamnaceae
Exons: 1
Coding region: 1-414 (137 amino acids)
Source: RefSeq, a predicted model, not a curated record
AUGGCAAAUCUCAAGGAAGGAGCAAUUGUGAAGAACGGUCAUGAAGAGGGGCUCAAAUUUGCGGUUUCUUUACUUGAAGAGUUUGGACUUCCUCUAGGACUUCUACCUCUUGCUGAUGUGAUUGAAGUUGGUUUCGUGAGGAGCACCGGAUACAUGUGGAUUGUUCAGACGAAGAAGGUGGAACAUAACUUCAAAAUAAUCAGUAAGCUUGUGAGUUAUAGUACUGAAAUCAUUGGCUAUGUUUCAAAAAAAAAGAUCUCCAAGCUCAAGGGAGUGAAGGCUAAGGAGCUCAUGCUAUGGCCACCAGUUAGUGAGAUAAUCGUUGAUGAUCCACCCACCGGGAAAAUUCACUUCAAGAGCCUUGCCGGCAUUACCAAGACUUUCCCUGUGGAAGCCUUUGCUGCUGGCCAGUAA